GCUACCAAUGCGUUACCUUGAAUCGACGGAUAUCCUUUCAAAACGUCAGUGUUUCACAGCUAGCAAACGUUUCCUGUACUAUCUGCUGCACAAGUCUUUCUGGAAAACUACAAACUUCCCCGAUUACUGAUCACUGCAGUAGGAUUAUUAUAACCGAAGAUCUGCACUUAAGUGCUGGACCUAAAAAGCGCAACAUGGAAACUACAGGAAAUGAACCGAAUCAAACGGUGCCAGUCACGAUGACAUCACCGCCGGAAUAUUCACCGAGUGGUCAGGUUGAUUCAUCGUAUUCACAGAAAGACGGUGCCCACUACCCGCCCCCACAACCCAUGCAGCCGAUGAUAAUAUACCAACAACCGCCCACCGAGGUGUACUCAGCCACUACAGCGAUGAUUCCUGAAUCGCAGAAUCUCAUAUUUCGCGACACGCCAUUGGCCACACACUGCCAUGUAUGCCAAACUAACGUGAUCACGAAGAUCAAACACGACGAAGGACUGCUAACGUGGCUGAUUGCCGGUACACUGUGUUUGUUUGGCUGCUGGUGUGGAUGCUGUCUGAUCCCAUUCUGUAUUGACGAGUGCAAGAACGUUGUACACUCGUGUCCGAACUGUAACCACGUUGUUGGAAUAUACAAGAGACUUUAAAGAAACAAAUAAUGUCUAAACAAAUGACUUCGAAAUCACGUGCUGCAAAUGAAAACACAAAAAGCAGACCAGCCAAACAUACCGGGUCGACACAUAUACAAACAAAGCUAAAGUUAACUUAAUGUGAACACUAUGUCAAUCACUUCGAAAUCACGCGUUG
Messenger RNA from Saccoglossus kowalevskii, 804 nucleotides. RefSeq names its product lipopolysaccharide-induced tumor necrosis factor-alpha factor homolog. The record is from RefSeq and is a predicted model, not a curated record. Gene Ontology annotation, molecular function: zinc ion binding. NCBI's taxonomy places the organism in Eukaryota, Metazoa, Hemichordata, Enteropneusta, Harrimaniidae.